GCGGCCUUUGAGCAUCAGCCAAAUUCAGGACCUACCAUUGUCUCCUCGCUUUCCUCCUUGCACAAGUACAGACUCGGUGAAACGACUUCAAAAUGAGGUUCUCUGCUCUUGCCACCGUCGCCCUCAGCGCUGAGGUUGCCAUCGCCGCCCGUUGGACCGAGAAGCGUCGUGAGCGGCACGCGGCCCGCGCGGCAUCCAGGCAGACCAACCCGCUUCUUCCUGCUACGGAGCUCGAUGGUCUUCAGGUCGAGGCAUUCACCAACGAGACUGCUCAUGCCGAGUACUCGUCCAACUGGGCGGGCGCCGUUCUCAUUGGCACUGGCUACAAGUCGGUCACGGGCACAUUUGUCGUGCCGACUCCUUCCAAGCCCUCGGGUGGUAGCUCCAAUACUGAGUACGCCGCUUCCGCGUGGGUGGGCAUUGACGGAGACACUGCAACAAAUUCGAUUUUGCAGACUGGAGUGGACUUCUAUAUUAAGGGGUCAACAAUCAGCUUUGACGCAUGGUAUGAGUGGUACCCCGAUUAUGCCUAUACCUUCAGCGGUAUCAGCAUCUCGGCUGGUGAUACCAUCACUGUGACCGUCACAGCUACCUCGACCACGGCCGGAACUGCAGUUGUGAAGAACGUGUCAAAGGGUACUUCCGUGACCCACACGUUCACCGGCCAAACCCGAGCCCUGCAGGAGCUCAACGCGGAAUGGAUUGUCGAGGACUUCAGCUCCGGCGGCUCUCUUGUCCCAUUUGCCAACUUCGGCACUGUGACCUUCACUGGAGCCUCUGCCAGCGGGUCUUCCGGCACGGUUUCCCCCUCUGGGGCCACCCUCAUUGACAUAAAGCAGAACAGCAAGGUCCUGACCAGCUCGUCUGUCUCUGGAUCUUCUGUCACAGUGAAGUACACUGGUUAGGACUGGCCUGGGGAUGGGCUAUAUGUGCGAAACGACGG
This is a messenger RNA of Diaporthe batatas, 943 nucleotides long. RefSeq lists its product as uncharacterized. The record is from RefSeq and is a predicted model, not a curated record. Gene Ontology annotation, biological process: proteolysis. Gene Ontology annotation, molecular function: glutamic-type endopeptidase activity. The transcript is spliced from 4 exons. Bases 93 to 905 code for a protein of 270 amino acids. NCBI's taxonomy places the organism in Eukaryota, Fungi, Ascomycota, Sordariomycetes, Diaporthales, Diaporthaceae.